This is a messenger RNA of Lates calcarifer (barramundi perch), 3138 nucleotides long. RefSeq names its product fibrous sheath interacting protein 1 (gene fsip1). Bases 115 to 1389 code for a protein of 424 amino acids. The record is from RefSeq and is a predicted model, not a curated record. Lineage: Eukaryota; Metazoa; Chordata; Actinopteri; Centropomidae. The transcript is spliced from 10 exons.
GGGGAGUUUGCGUCCAUAGUUACCAAACCCUCAGCGGUAAACUGCUGUUGACGAGUGUUUUUUAUUUCGCUUAGAGCUGUAUAAUACUUGUAAAUACUUCGUUGUCGUCAGACUAUGGAAAUUAUUAAAGGAAGUUUAGACGACAUUUCCCGACCUGCAUCGAGUGAGCAAACAGGUAGCCGUGUGUCCAGCGUGUCUUUGCCUCACAAUGACAGAAUCUGUCCUAUAACUCCCUUUUCCCUUGUUGUUUUGACCAACGAUGCUGCUGAUAUUCAGAUCCAGAGCAGCGCUGAAGAAACUACAGUCAGCUCCUCAGCCACUGGUCUUGAUCAAGGUCGGUGUCACGUUGAUGUUAAGGAUGAAGAGGAGGAAGAUUCAGAACUACAGAGAGCUAUGGAGGAAAUGAGGCGACUUGAUGAAAUAUUGUCUGAAAAGAUCUGCAAGGAAAAAGAAGUCAAGCGUCAACGGAAAGAACUUCAAACAAAACUCUGGCAAGAACUACUGAAUAAGCCUGAAGGUCGUUCUGAAUGUGCUCAUGAGGCUUUGAACACAAGGCUGUUUUUAGCUCUGGAAGCACCCAAUGGGACAGAGGAGGAGGAGGAGGAGGAAGAGGACGAUGACUUUGUGCCUGUGUUUGAAACUCAGGUUCCUGACGAUGAGAACGACAGACACAGCCGACAUCUGGAGCGAAGUGAAAAGAGGCCAUGCAGCUCAAUAGAAUCAUUUGAAUCUUUUGAGACUGGGGAAGAGCAGCUUCAAGGCAGCCACUCUGGAGCUUCCAAAGACAAGAAAAAACAGAAGGACUUUGUCAAGAGAAACAUUGAGCUGGUAAGUGGUGAUGGGGGCCAAGUGCUUUUGACCCAGGCGGAGAAAGACCGCCUGGCUGAGCUCCUCCGAGAAAUAGACGAAGAGGAAGAGGAGAGUGCCAGAGGCGCAGACAGCGAGGACAUGUGGGCUGUGUCAGUCUUGACAGGCCAAGGUUACACCCUGCAGCCCUCUGACCUAGAGCAGCUGAUUGACAUUGACUCCAAAAUGCGACUCCUCCUUCCCGUCGAAGAAUUUCUCUCGGUGCAAAGCUCCUACACAAACUUAAACGUGCCCCAGGGCCGCGGCUCGGAGGUUGGCUGGAUGUGUGAUGGGGACCCACAGCCAGGAGAGAAGGUCCUGCAGGAUAUAAGGGAGAGGAGAGGGCAGGAGAGGCGGCUCCAAGAGAUCCAAGAGCAGCUGGAGAUCCUGGGCCAGAGCCAGGAGAUGACUCAUUCUUCGCUGAGAUUCGAUGUUGGUGCUCCACGCUGUUCCCUGGAAACCGUUGAGGUCUGUCUGGUUUUAGGAGCCGCUGUAGAGUUACAACCACUGAACUGUCGCUCUUUCCCAAAACCCUGUAGCUAAAGGCACAACACAAGAAUGUUCGCAAGAACAAAGGCAAAUAGUGUGCGAGGAAAGGAAAACAUCAGAGAUAUAUGUAUUGGUUUGACUUUGUCAUUGUUCAUUGUUCACAGUGCUGGUGUCAAUGGAAGACAAAUUUAAAUGUAUUAUCCAACACAACACAUCAAUUCCAACACUCAUGAACCACAAAGUGAUGUAUAUAUAUAUAUAUAUAUAUAUAUACAUACCUAAUUUAAACAUAAAAGGUGCCCUUUUCACACACACAAACAGUGGGGUAAUAAAAGCGCUAAGUGGCAGCCACUCCCUUACAUCAAACACGGCACCAUGCUAUGCAACCCAAAUCUAUUCCCAGCCUAUUUAAGGAGAAACAAAUGGAAUUUUGUGCUAAUUAAGCCAAGCUCAGUUUGAGGAAACUGCUCUUUCUUUAUCAUCACAUAACAUCAAAACCGCCAGUCUCUUAACUACUUGUGUAGCUAGACGCUCUUUGCAUUCAGCUGUGUGUCACUGCGUUUUAUAUAGACUUGUCACUAAAUGACUGAACCCAGCGAGCGACUGCAAUGUAAACAGCACACUGACCAUGUAUAUUCAGCGUGCUACCGGGCUUGUUUUGUGGUUAGAAAAGAUUUAUUUGUACAGGAGUUUGUCUGGGAGGGAAUUCUUAAGCAGUUUCACACAGCUACAGUACACUCAUAAAGUUGAUUUGUAUAACAUCCGUAACUCAAAUGUGUUCUCACAGUGUUUUUGCACCUGAGGUGUAUACCAACUAUGUGGGGUUUCUGCGGAGUUUUCUGGCAGAUUAAGAGCAUGAUAACUAAGAAGGAAUCAGGGACGUAGAAUAUGAGUUUUUUGUUGUGUCAGUUUGAGCAAAUAAGUUAGACCAAUACAGGAAAAGCCAAGAUUCUUUUAAAUGGGGCAAGUGUUCCUCUAAAUGCUCCCAAUACAUGUACGAUUCAUCAUUUUGGAAGAUGUAGUAGUCCUUUCCUUCAAGAGUUAGAUGAGAUGAUCAAUAACAUGUCUGUGUGUAAAUAUAAUUUGUAUGAUUUUCAGUUGCUCUUUAACUUUAGUAGCAAAAUUUCCUCUUUCAUGCCGGAAGAGCAUAGCUUCGGUUCCUGAAAAGUAAAACCACUGCCUCAUGGGAUGUGACUGGCUUUCUAACCCUACUCAAAAAACACACAUAACAUGUUUGUUUCUUUGUCUGUCAAAACUUUUCAGAGAAGCAGUGUUAUUUUGUCUGCUCAUAGUCGGUGAUGACAAGAGGAAGAAAAUGAAUCCUGGAUUCCACGUCAGAGGUUGACAGUUUGUGAAUUUGUUUUAGGAAUAUGUUUGAAAUAAAAAUGUUUUACUGAAGUACAAUAUAUCUACAAAGCUACCAAGAUGGAUUGGGUAUUAAAUGUUUUCCCUCUAAAUGGGAAGUGUGCCAUCCUGUGUUUAGUCUGGCCCGCUGCUGGAGUCUAACACCAAUUAUAAAGGUGGAAAACAUCUCAUGCAUUGUAGCAGUGACUGCAGAUUCCCCUGCACUACUUAAGUUUGAUUUAUUUCCAGUGUGUGAUUGCUAAGAAUUUGAGUGUUUGUCUAGAGAGUUACCUGAUUUACUUUUUGAUGUCAUUUAUUUAAACAAAAGCUGUGUCAAGCUGGAUUCAGAUCUGAGACUUACUUUGUGCUCUCAUAUUUUGUGCGUCAUCCCUGCUUCUUCUUUCUCUCAAUCCAAACAAGCCACCCCCCUCACCCCCUCUAGUGAAACUGCCAAAGAAU